Molecule: messenger RNA, 4059 nt
Organism: Mucor velutinosus
Lineage: Eukaryota; Fungi; Mucoromycota; Mucoromycetes; Mucorales; Mucoraceae
Exons: 1
Coding region: 1-4059 (1352 amino acids)
Biological process (GO): DNA integration; proteolysis
Molecular function (GO): aspartic-type endopeptidase activity; nucleic acid binding
Source: RefSeq, a predicted model, not a curated record
AUGGCUCAACAUCGUGCGGAGCAAUCGUGCAAGGAAUGCAAUGGACACUACGGAAAGGGUCAUUCGUGUGCCAACGGUGGUUCUUCUGGUCCUACGAAGACUGUUCGCAUGAUGACGAAGCGUCCAACAGUACAAUCCAUGGUGAACAAGGCUUUGGCGUCUGAGGCUGGUGCUGCCGUACUUCGGGAAAAGAGCAGGGAGAUCAAUGCCUGUUCCGCUGCGUCUUCGGUUGCUGCUUCUGUCGUUGCUGCUUCUGUUCCCGUGCGGGAUGAAGUUAGUCCUGGUUUGUCUCCUGUUCAGGAGACUGAGAACACUGAGGUUGACUCUGAUGUGGAAAUGUCGGAAUCAGAUGGUCAUACUAUCACCGAUGCUGAGGACCUGUGUGGUCGAGCUCAGGCUUCGAUUGUUGAUGGUAUGGACAGUGUUUCUGUGUCUGAUGUUGACUUGGUGCAGAAUUUGUCUGCUCAAGAAUGUAAGUUUGAUGCUGUAUUUAGUGCACCUCCUACAUUGCGUUCCAAUGCCAUUUGUGUUCCAAUUGUGGUACAAAAUGUCAUUUGUUUCGGCAUCGUAGACACUGGUGCGACUUUUAGUUGCAUUACUGACGAGUUUUUCGAUCAUCUAGGAGGUCGUACUCAUUCUGGUUUUGAAGCUGCUGCUGCUGACAGUAUUGUACAGUUGGCACAUGAAGCGACUACCGUUCCUCGUGUUGGUUCUGUGGUCUUGAAUGUUACUUAUAAUAAAGUUGUUAGUUCACAUUCAUUUGAAGUUUUUACAUUUUAUUCGGAAGAAAAUGUACAUGUGUUAUUGGGAAUGGAUGUUCUCUCUAAGAUUGGUAUUGGUAUUAGUGGUUUAGUGAGUCAGCAUGAUUUUCAGACUGGGCCCAGAAAGCCAGAUCCUGUUGACGACUCGAUUGAACCUAAUCACCAUCCAUUUGGUAGUGAUAAGGAACGUGCUCCUUACGUUAGGCUAUUGAAUGAACUGUUAUUGGAGAAUUCGCAAAUUGACAUGAGAAAUACUCUGUGUAAUUUGCCUGAUUCUGUUAUCAAGCUGGAUACUAAGCCUGGCUGUGUUGCCUAUCGUGCUCAAUAUCCACUUGCGGAGGCCUAUAGGGAUGCUGUUAAUAAACAGAUCCAAGUGUGGCUUGAUGAAGGCGUUAUCGAACGAUCGGCGAGUCAUACCCGCUUCAAUCAUCCGUUGUUGGUGGUGAAGAAGAAAGAUUCGAAUGGCAAUUAUGACAUGUCUAAGCCUCGUGUGGUGUUAGACGUCCGUAAGUUGAAUUCGAUUUUGGAGGUUGAUGACAAACAACAGUUGCCGUUGAUUUCAUCUAUUCAUCAGAAUAUUGGGAAUAAAACGAUUCAUACUUGUCUGGAUAUCCAUGCUUGUUUUACCAGUUUUGGAUUGGAUCCCUCGCAAGCUCAUAAGGUUUCGUUUACUUCGCCGUUUAGCAAUACUCAGUACACCUUUCGGAAGGCUGCGUACGGUAUUCGUCAUGUUGGUUCAGUAGUUGUUCGUACAUUGCAGAAUCUGUUGUCAGAUCUGAAUACGUCCAAUGCUGCUACUCCCAAUUCUACCAAGGAUGACCAGUCAGUGUUCUGCUACGUUGAUGAUAUAAUCUGUAGUACCUCGGGUAGCUUGGAAAAUCACUUUAAACUUGUUGCUGAAGUGAUUCGUCGUUUGACAAAGGCUAAUCUGGUUUUGAAUCCAGAGAAGGUGGUCUUUGCUCAGAGAAGCAUUUACCUUUUAGGAUGGAGUGUAAUUGAUGGCAAGUUAGUCCCUGAUGGAAGAAAACUUACCAAUAUCAUGCAGUGGCCUCCUAUUAAGACUGGUAGACAGCUUGCUUCGUUUCUGGGUCUGAUGUCCUAUUUCCGAUCUUCUAUUCCGAUGUAUUCUCGCUUAACGGGUGAUCUCGACUCGUUGAAGCAGUGUAAAGAUUUGUCGAAGGUCUGGACGGCAAGACAUGACAGAACUAUUGCAAAUUUGAAGGAUGCACUUACCAAUGCGUUGGUUAUGUCCACCCCUGAUUUCUCAUGUCGAUUUCAUUUAGCUACUGAUGCUAGUCUCACUGCAAUUGGUGGUUUGUUGUACCAAGUGAUUCAGAAUGAAAUUCGGUAUAUUGGUUUGGUAUCGCGUAAACUCUCUCCUUCUGAACGCAAUUACGGUACUACGAAACGUGAGCUUUUGGGAAUUUGUUAUUCAUUAGAAAAGUUUCAUCGGUUUCUGUAUAUGAGACGGUUUACCCUGCACACGGAUCACAAGAGUUUGAUCUAUUUGAAUACGCAAGAGAUUCCUAAUGCGUUGAUGCUUGGGUGGUGGGAGAACAUCUUUUCUUACACUUUUGACAUUGUUCACUUACCUGGUGUUUUGAAUGUCAUUCCUGAUGCUUUAUCUCGGCUGUAUGAAGAUGACGAUGCUUCCGCACGCCAUCUUCUGGGGGGCAGGUACUAUGCUGAUGGAGGUGAAAGGUUGAAGCAGAAGAGAAAGAUGGGUUCUAAGUUGAAAUCUACCACACCAACUGUUCAAAUGAAACGUAUUCCUGUUCGAAUUACUCGUGCUUUACGAAAGGAUACUAGUAUUGGUGAUGAUGGCCUGGUUGAUGUGAAGCAUUCUUCGAUGAAAGCUAGCACCUCAUCAGCUGCCUCGUCAAAGCAACAACAAGAGUUAAUUUUACGUACUAUGAAGUUUUGCGAUUAUGUUACCCCACCUGCUACUGAACGAGAUAAUAUGAUUAUUUCUCAACAUUUGGUCGGUCAUUUCGGAAUCAACCAUGUUGAAACUGCUAUUCAUCAUGAAGGAUUCCAUUGGACUAACAUUCGUAAGGAUAUUGAACGUAUCUUGGGGGAUUGUAUUGAAUGUAACAAGUUCAACAUUGCUCGAGAAGGUUAUCAUCCUUUCCGAAGUGCCAAAGCUGAUCAACCUUUGGAUCAUUGGUGUAUGGAUCUUGGUGAUAUGGGUGUCACAAGUUCAUUCGGUAGCAACUUCAUAUUCGUAAUGACGGAUAUUUAUAGUCGAUUUACGGUCAUUCGCUGCAUUCCAGAUAAGCAUGCUACUACUAUCGCUCGUGAAUUACUUCAGGUUUUCUCUCUUUUCGGUUGGCCAAAGAUCUUGACAUCUGAUAGAGGAAAGGAAUUCAUCAAUGAGGUUGUAGAAGCUAUGGUCGAGAUCAGUGGUAUUGACAGACGUCUCUCGUUAGCAUGGAACCCGUUGGGUAACAGUGUUGCGGAGAGUUGGAUUAAACUUGCAAAGUCGACAACAGUUAAGUUGCUUAAAGGAAAACGUGAUCAGUGGGAACACUAUAUUCCUUGGGUUAAUUAUUGUCUGAAUGUCAAGUAUGCUAGAUUGCACAAGUCUCGUCCUUAUACGAUUUUGUUUAAUCGCCAACCUAAUGGUUUGACGGAUUAUUCAAAGGUAGACUUGACUCGUAGUUACGAUGUAGUGGAUCAGAAGAAGAUUGAUGAGAAGUAUAGCUUCGUUCAAAAUGUUCUUAUUCCAGCUAUCUCGAAACGUAUUUUAGAGACUCAGAAGAAGGAUCAUGCCAAUUUUGCUAAGAAGCACAAGAUCAUCGAGAAGCCUUAUCCCGUUGGGAGUAAGGUGAUGGUAGUGAAUGAGAAUAAGAGCAACAAGUUGGAUGUUCGAUAUGAGGGUCCCUAUUUGAUCAACGGAAUUACUAGCAAAGGCUCGUACGUUCUGAUGGAUCGUACAGGUAAUCUCCUGAGUUAUGAUGUACCUACGCAUAAAUUAGUGUAUAAUGCUGCGGCUAAUGCUACGCUAACUUCUAAAGAGGACUUCAUUCGCGAACAUCAAGAGGUUCAAGCGGUUAUCAACCAUAGAGGCUCACCGGGCAAGUGUAAAUACUUGGUGCAGUGGAAAGGAUUUGAUGAACCUACUUGGGAACCUAUUGAACAUUUCAACUCUACUGAAUGUAUUGAAUUAUAUUGGGGUAGAAGGAAUGGUGCAAAGGCUGUUGGCAAGCGCAAGAUUGCUCCUGCAACAGUAAAUCAGAAUAAGGCUGCUACUCGUCCUCAGAAGAAACGUGGUAGACCAGCUAAGAAUCGGUCUUAA